Messenger RNA from Erythranthe guttata (spotted monkey flower), 2306 nucleotides. NCBI's taxonomy places the organism in Eukaryota, Viridiplantae, Streptophyta, Magnoliopsida, Lamiales, Phrymaceae. The record is from RefSeq and is a predicted model, not a curated record.
CUUCAUCAUCAUCAUCAUCAUCAUCAUCAUCUUCGCGCAAUCAGGCAAUCUUCUCCAGCCGAAGAUGGCCAGCAUUUGCUAGAUUUUAGGGCUACGACCACCGCAGGAUCAACCUAUUUACAUACUCUCUCUCUCUCUCUCCUCUUUCUCUCUCACACAAACACGCGCGUAGAGAGAGAAAUUUUCGAUAUGGCUUCCUCAAUCUCAGCUGGACUCUCUCUGAAGCUGGGUCCACAAAGACGGCUCGCCGGCAAGGUACUGCAUUCUUCUUCCUCGCAUUCUCCAUUCCACAACCCCUCCCUCGUCUCGUCGUACCCGUUCUCCGCCACCGGAGCGAUCCAUUUCCGCGGCCAGCGGGCGGCGCGUGAUGCUCCACCACCCACGGCGAUUUCCAAUUCCGGCAACGACGUCGCGGUGGCGUCCAAGGCGGUAGGGCUGGAGAAGGAUCCGCGUGAGCUGUGGAAAAGGUACGUGGACUGGCUUUACCAGCACAAGGAGCUGGGCCUGUACUUGGACGUCAGUCGGGUCGGGUUCACGGACGAGUUCCUUCAGGAAAUGGAGCCCCGACUCCAGAAGGCCUUCAAGGAUAUGGAGGAGCUCGAGAAGGGGGCGAUUGCUAACCCGGAUGAGAGCAGAAUGGUGGGGCACUAUUGGUUGAGAAACCCCAAACUAGCUCCCAAAGCUGUGUUGACUCAGCAGAUUGAGACUACAUUGGACAAAAUCUCCGAAUUCGCUGCUCAUGUCAUCAGCGGUAAGAUUAGGCCUCCUCUGAAAGAUCGUUUUACGCAAAUCCUCUCUAUUGGAAUUGGUGGUUCAGCUCUCGGGCCGCAGUUUGUUGCAGAGGCGUUGGCUCCUGACAAUCCUCCUCUUAAGAUCAGAUUUAUCGACAAUACCGAUCCUGCCGGGAUUGAUCAUCAAAUAGCACAACUCGGCAAUGAGCUUGCGUCAACACUUGUAAUAGUGGUUUCUAAGAGUGGAGGUACUCCCGAAACACGAAAUGGUUUACUGGAAGUUCAAAAGGCUUUCCGUGAAGCUGGCCUGGAAUUUUCAAAACAGGGUGUUGCUAUUACACAAGAUAAUUCGUUACUUGAUAAUACAGCACGGAUUGAGGGCUGGAUAGCUAGAUUUCCUAUGUUUGACUGGGUGGGUGGUAGAACAUCCGAAAUGUCUGCAGUUGGUUUACUAGCAGCUGCACUUCAGGGAAUCAAUAUUAAAGAAAUGCUUGCUGGGGCAGCAAUGAUGGAUGAAGCCAACAGGACCAAAAUAGUCAAGAAUAAUCCAGCAGCUUUGCUAGCUUUAUGUUGGUAUUGGGCGACCGGUGGAGUAGGAUCCAAGGAUAUGGUUGUCCUUCCUUACAAGGACAGCCUUUUGUUGUUUAGUCGGUACUUACAGCAGCUAGUCAUGGAAUCUCUUGGAAAAGAGUUUGACCUAGAUGGUAACAGGGUAAAUCAAGGAUUAACUGUAUAUGGAAACAAAGGGAGCACUGACCAACAUGCCUACAUUCAACAGCUAAGAGAUGGAGUCCACAACUUUUUCGCGACAUUCAUUGAAGUACUACGAGAUAGGCCACCCGGUCAUGAUUGGGAGCUUGAGCCAGGUGUCACCUCCGGUGACUAUCUGUUUGGAUUUUUACAGGGAACAAGAUCUGCUUUAUACGCCAAUGACCGCGAGUCCAUUACAGUCACAGUGGAAGAGGUAACACCAAAAUCUGUUGGGGCUCUAGUUGCACUUUACGAGCGAGCAGUUGGGAUAUACGCCUCUUUGGUUAAUAUCAAUGCCUAUCACCAACCUGGAGUUGAAGCUGGCAAAAAAGCAGCAAUAGAAGUUUUAGCUCUUCAAAAACGUGUUCUUGCAGUGCUGAACGAGGCGAGCUGUAAAGAUCCAGUUGAGCCAUUAACACUUGAAGAAAUAGCCGAUCGUUGCCAUUCCCCCAAUGAUAUUGAAAUGAUCUAUAAGAUUAUUGCUCACAUGGCUGCAAAUGAUAGAGCUCUAAUCGCUGAAGGCAGUUGUGGGUCCCCACGAAGUGUUAAGGUUUACUUAGGGGAGUGCAAUGUCGGUGAGAUGUAUGAUUGAAGACAUCAUCCGUUUUCCAUCAAGUUGUUUUUCAACAUUUUUGGUACGAGGUUUCUUUUAGACCACAAAAAGACAGAAGGUGAAUUUUGUGGCUUUUAGUGACAAUAAAUGGAUGGUUUAUUUUAUCAAGAAAAAAGAAAAUUGAAAAUAAGAGUUUUCUUCAAACCUGCACCUGUGUGUUGUAUUUGAGAACCAAAAUUUUAGGAACAAUAUUUUACAUUCCAUUUUGUUUU